This is a messenger RNA of Solanum lycopersicum (tomato), 2721 nucleotides long. RefSeq names its product ERAD-associated E3 ubiquitin-protein ligase HRD1B. The record is from RefSeq and is a predicted model, not a curated record. NCBI's taxonomy places the organism in Eukaryota, Viridiplantae, Streptophyta, Magnoliopsida, Solanales, Solanaceae.
UUGUGUCCACACGUGGCGGACAACAAUUUGGGAUUUUCUACCCAACGACGCGCGAAGCACUUCUCUACUUUCUUCUUCUUAUGCUUUAACUUAAUAAAGCGCAAAAUUUAGCAAUAAACGAUUCAGAAUCAGCAGGAAGGUAACAGGGUUAAGAGAAAAUGAUGAGAGUGCGGACUUAUGCUUGGCUUAGUGUAAUAGCUUCUCUUGCUGUCAUUUAUCAUGCCUUUAAUAGUAGAGGCCAGUUUUACCCUGCAAUGGUUUAUUUAUCGACAUCUAAGAUCAGUCUGGUGCUUCUCCUCAACAUGGGUCUUGCUACUAUGUGCAUUUUGUGGCAGCUAACCAAGAAGAUUUUCCUUGGUACCCUUCGAGAGUCAGAGGUGGAGAGGUUAAAUGAGCAGUCAUGGCGUGAACUCAUGGAAAUACUUUUUGCAAUCACUAUUUUCCGGCAAGACUUCUCCAUGACGUUUAUUACCAUGGUCACCGCACUAUUUUUAGUCAAGACUUUGCAUUGGUUGGCCCAGAAACGGGUUGAGUACAUUGAAACAACUCCAGCUGUUACUAAGUUGUCCCACAUUCGCAUAGUUUCUUUCAUGGGCUUCCUCCUUCUCAUAGAUAGUCUCCUUUUGUACAACUACAUGAACCAUUUGAUACAGACAAGACAGGCUUCUGGUUCUCUCUUCUUCGCGUUUGAGUACAUGAUACUUGCUACAACAACUGUUGCAACAUUUGUAAAAUAUGUAUUCUAUGUACGUGACAUGCUUAUGGAAGGACAAUGGGAGAGGAAGGCCGUAUAUACUUUCUAUUUGGAACUUCUUCGGGACUUGAUCCACUUGACUAUGUACAUGUGCUUCUUCCUCAUGAUUUUCAUCAAUUAUGGUGUGCCUCUGCAUUUGAUUCGGGAGCUUUAUGAGACAUUCCGCAACUUCAAGACUCGAGUUGCUGAUUACAUACGAUAUCGGAAUAUCACUUCAAAUAUGAAUGAUCGUUUUCCAGAUGCUACACUGGAAGAGCUCAAUGGAGGUGACACUAUCUGCAUCAUUUGUCGUGAGGAGAUGACCACUGCCAAGAAACUUACUUGUGGACAUCUCUUUCAUGUCAAUUGCCUCCGGUCAUGGCUAGAACGUCAGAACACGUGUCCUACUUGCAGAGCUCUUGUUGUACCACCUGAAAAUGGGACGAGUGUUGCUGGAUCUGGAUAUUCUCAGCAAGGAACAAGUUUAGCAAGCACAUCUCGAGGUUCCCAAGCAGAUCCUAGGACAAACGGUUAUGUUAGUCAGCACCAGGCUAGACUCCAAGCUGCAGUUGCUGCUGCUGCAAUUUAUGAGAAGUCCUUUGUUUAUCCUUCUGCACCAACACUAAGCCGGUCUCAUGGACAUGCUCUAUUUCCUCCUUCCUAUGGACCAGUCAGUUUUAUCAGCGUGGACUCACAAAGAGAGAGUGCUGCAAAUGAAUGGUCACAGCAACAUCAAUAUGCAAAUAUGCCUUUUGCUUACUAUCCACAGAGCAGUUUUGGUCCUUUAGGAUAUCCUGGUGCUAACAUGCCUGUUGGAGAUGGUUCCCGGAGUAACCUUAGUACUUCAGAUACUCAGCUCGAGGCCCAUAGGAUAUUCUUACAGCAGCAGUGUGAGGCUCUGCAAAACCAGCUCAAGCUUCUACAGAGUUCAAAGACACAGAAAGUAGCAGAUGGUGCAAAAGUUUCUGAAAGCAAGGGAAAAGCAAUUUCAUUAGAGAAUGCUCAAAAUGGACAGGCUGAAGGUGCAGAUUUUUAAGGAGUGAUCAUCUGUAUAUAAAGUGCAGUUGUAAUCAUCCAGUUAGAAUGGCUGCUGAACAAUGGAAUUCACCGGAAGAUCUGUUGGUUGUAUUUUCUCUAGUGAUCUGGAUAUCGUUGUAUUGCAGGUGAGAGAUCAACCAUUUCUUUCUUCUGCAAGUUCCUUUCUUGAGGAUCUCCAACUCUUGUAUCUCUGCAGAGUUUCAAUUUCACAUCUUCAUUUAGCGGUCCAUUAGCAAACCACAUCAACAGGUACAACAAUUUUAGCAGAAGAUAUUAUAUGUUCAAGUAGGAAAGUGAGAGAUGACGCCUGAUUCAUGCAUUCAAGAAGACUCUGGAUCUUCAGCCUUGCUUUCUCCAUUCCAGGGUUGGUGCAAAUACCGAGUGGGAGUAAGUUUCUUCCAUUUUCAGGAUAGCAUUUCAGUAUGAAGUAUAUGCUGAACCAUCCGGAGUUGACACAUGGGAUUAGAAAAUUAAGCUGUUUGAUCUUGUGACCAUUUCAUCUCUAGCCUUGCAUGCAUAAUAAUAGUAGUGUUCAUUCCUUGAACAGUUGAACUAUUAACAUACAACACACUUGUAUUAGUGCUAUCUGUAUCAUAAAUCAGUGCCAAUUUCAAACCAAAAACUCUGUCGGACAUCAGACAGGCUGUUGAAUUGGCCUCCUUAGUUCAGCAUUGAGAGUUGCUGUAAUGUGUACACUGUACAGGCAUUGGACCAGUACUCCAGAAAUCGUUUUCGUUUGGUUAGGGAUAUGCAAGGGAACUUGCCGCAAACUGAUCCUUUGAGAAAGUCAAUAUUAGUACCUCAUUUAUUCUGCAGGUUCAGAUAUUUUAUUUGUUGGAGCAAUGUAUAACUGGAUGAUUCAUCCAGUUUGCACCCAAUUUAUUACUCUUAACUUGCUGGAUAUGUGAGUUCCUUAGUUGGUUUAAUGAACAUUCUAUUUGCACUAGUGA